AUGUAUGCUUCCGGCUGCUGCUCGUCUACGGUGCCAUCGUUGCAGCCACCCCUCCCCAUGUCGCCGCCAGAGUUCCUCGACUUGUACGGCAAGCGCCGAGAGCUCGCCAAGAUUCAGAUCCUGGAAAAAGAGAUUGGGUUUCUUGAGGAGGAAUUUAAAUCCAUUGAAGGCCUUCCACCUGCUUCAAUACUCGACAAAGAGGUUGCUAAUUUUGUGGUCCCAAACCCAGAUCCUUUAAUGCCCAAAAAUCAUGAGAGUCGUAAAGCUUGUCGCUUCUGGAAGUGGCUCUGUGGGAUAUCCUGUUUCAAAUCCUCAUGGAUUUGCUGCUGUGUCGAUUGUUCUCUUCAUCUGGAAAGACCAAAUUGUUGUGACUACAAACUCCGUCGCUGCAAUCCAUUAAACUUUUGCGACUACAAUUCUUGCAAUUGCCCUUCUUACAUCAAAUGCUCGUUGCCAAAGUACAGAUGCAGGUGGAGGUGUUUCUCUUGGCCUUCCUGCUCCCGCCGCUUUAAGAUCUCUUGGAGAGACUGGGGCUUGUGA
Molecule: messenger RNA, 540 nt
Organism: Malania oleifera
Lineage: Eukaryota; Viridiplantae; Streptophyta; Magnoliopsida; Santalales; Ximeniaceae
Product: guanine nucleotide-binding protein subunit gamma 3-like
Exons: 1
Coding region: 1-540 (179 amino acids)
Source: RefSeq, a predicted model, not a curated record